AUGGCUCUCCUUGCAGCACUCCUCUCGCUUGCGUCCUUGACGCGGUUGGCGGCGGCGACGACAGUAACUGUUAACGUCCCUGCUCUUGGCGACAUCGUCGGUAUUGCCCGGACUGACACCAACGCGUUCCUCGGCAUUAAGUAUGCCAGCGCUCCAAGGUUCGAGGAUCCCCAGCCUGUUAGUCCCUGGCCAAAUCCCUACGACGCGACGAAUGUGGGUGCAGCGUGCUACCAGAACUGUCCCAACAUCCCAGAACUGGCGUGCCAGGAAGACAUUUCUGAGGACUGUUUGUUUCUGAACAUCUUCACGCCAAGUGGAAAUCCUCCCGGAACUUGCGUCAUGUUCUUCCUGCACGGUGGCAAUUUCGAUGCAUAUAGCGGAGGAUCUAUCGUGUUUGAUGGCGAUGUAUUUGUCAACGAGGGCGGAUGUAUCUUGGUGACCAUAAACUACAGAUUGACCGCGUUUGGUUUCCUUGGAUCCCGGAACCUUGGGGUGAAGGACCAGAUCGCGGCCCUGGAAUGGAUUCACACCUACAUCCAGUACUUCGGGGGAGACAACACAAAGAUCACGGCUUUCGGCCAGAGUGCUGGGGCCCAGUCUACUGCUCUUCUGAUGAGCGUCCCCUCCGCCAGUCAGUACUUAAAUCGCGCCAUCCUCCAGAGUUGUCCCUUCACCCUGCCCUUCAGAACUGCAGCUCAAGGAGACAGCCAAGAAGCUCAACUCGCCACCUUGAUGGGGUGUACUGUGGGUAACCUCACCUGCUAUAGGGAGGCUGAUGCUGAUGACAUCCUUAAACUACAGCACGAGGUGGAACUUCCCGAUGCUCCCUUCCUAAUGCCCUUCGAAUUCUGGGGGCCUGUCAUUGAUAAAGGUCUGGUGAUGGACCACCUGUACAAUAUCUUCUCACGAGGUCUUCAUAAGAAGAUGGACACCAUCAUCGGAACUGUCCAAGAUGAAGCUAUGGGGUAUGUAUACAGUAUGAGCCCAUCUCCUCUAUCCACACAUGAGCUUCGAGAUCUUCUUCACAAGAUCAGUCCUAUCCUGUCGCCGGAGCUUCUAAGCCUAGUCUAUGAUGUAGACGGAGAUGAUGACAAACGUUACGUCCUAGCUGAAAUCGGCACUGACUACUUGUUCAGAUGUGUUGGUCAAUCCGUUGCAAAACGUAUGUCAAGGGAUGCAGUGGUUUACAGCUACGUCUUCGACCAGAAGUUCCCGUACAACAUAUGGGGUGACGGCAACAUCUGUAAUGAUUAUGUCUGUCACGGAGUCGAACUGCCGACGGUGUUCGGUACUUUCGGUCUGCUGAAUCGCACUCUGCCUCACGAACAGAUGAGUCUCUCUGAUGACGUCAUUCAGUACUGGAACAACUUUGCCAGAGACGGGCGUCCUUGGAGCGAAGACUCAUCACUUCUUACGUGGACAUCGUUCAAGACUAGGCAACAGAAGUUUCUUCUCCUUAAGGCAGGCAGCACAUAUAUGAAAUCAGACCCAGCUGGUUCGCUUAAAUGUUCCAUAUUGGAACAUUUUCUUGGUUUUAAUCCACGUUGAUAGCAGAACAGUCACAAGUGAUGUUAAAGGUUUUGAACCCAUUUUAGUAAUACUAUGGAUUUCAAAUAAACGAA
Messenger RNA from Haliotis rufescens (red abalone), 1622 nucleotides. RefSeq names its product acetylcholinesterase-like. Bases 1 to 1548 code for a protein of 515 amino acids. NCBI's taxonomy places the organism in Eukaryota, Metazoa, Mollusca, Gastropoda, Lepetellida, Haliotidae. The record is from RefSeq and is a predicted model, not a curated record. The transcript has 6 exons.